CGUCGGUCGACGCGACCCCCCCUCGUCCGGCAAGAGAUGGGGAAAAAAGAUAGAUUUGUCCUCCACUACCGCCUGGUUCGUCCUACAGUGCCCUCCUCGCCGCCGCGGUACCGGGGAGUCUCGUCGCCGGAAAAGGCGGAGAGUCGGACGGGAGGCCGGCGAACCGGGUUGCGUACGGGACUGUGCUCCGGCUGCGGCCUAAAGUAAUGGAGGGAGAGGGUAUGGAGUUUCUACUCGACGCCGUUGACAGGUUCCCGGUGCGCGAGGAAUUUGCAGACAGCCUAGAGAACCCAGAUCCAGUUCAACUACUAUAUUUGCUGGAGAGCGGGACUGCAACUAAGGAUAUGGGUGAGGUCAAUGGCGUCACUGAGCAGACUCAGGUGGAGGACGUAGAAGCAGCAGCUGCAACCCAGCAAGGUGUCCAUGGUUUCCAAGCUGAAUCUCCCACGAGGUCUGCUCAAUCAACAGGCAGGGUGAAUCCACAGGCCCCCGGAUGGACGAAAAGGCUUCGGCUCGGAAGUGCACCACCUGACCGGGUGCCCUGCCCAUCGAGGAUGAGCGCAUUAGAAAUUUCAAUACGCAAGUAUGCAGAGCAACCUGAUAAGAGCGUCGUGAAACCAGAGCUGGGGCUUAGUUUUGAUUCGUUGGGUGAGGCGUAUGAUUUCUAUAACCUGUACUCAUGGGAAGUGGGUUUCGGGAUAAGAUAUGGAAAAAGCAGACUCAACGCCGAGAGGACAAAAACUAUGCAGGAAAUAGUGUGUGGUUGCUCGGGAAAACCGGAGACUGAAAACAGUCGAUCCUGUAGAUGUGAGUGCCCAGCUCUGAUCAGGCUCCUACGUGCUUCCGACAACAGCUGGUACAUCACAGAGCACCGGGCAAGUCAUAACCAUUCCAUGUCGCUGACAAUGGGAGAGAAAGUGCACUGGCCAUCUCAUAAGCACAUAGAUGUUUACACCAAAGACUUAAUAAAGCAACUGAGGGAAAACAAUGUAAAUCUUGGGAAAGUAUACAGCAUCAUUGGGAGCUUCUUUGGUUCUGUGGAAAAGGUCCCCUUCACGAAGAGGACGCUAAGGAAUAUCUGUGGCCAAAUUAGCUGUGAGCAAGCUGAAGACGACGUUAGGAAGACGCUUCAAGCGUUUGCUGACAUCCGAGCAAAUGACCCUGGGUUCUCCUAUGUGGUUUUGGCUGAGAAAGACAGCAAAGUUAAGAACCUGAUGUGGGCUACCGGCAGCAGCAGGAUGCAAUACAGAUUCUUUGGCGACGUUGUGACUUUUGACACUACCUACAGGACAAACUUAUAUGAUAUGCCGUUUGGGCUAUUUGUCGGAGUCAACAACCACUACCAGAGUAUUAUCUUUGCGGGGGUGCUGAUGCGUGACGAGCAGGAAGAAAGCUUUGAAUGGGUGUUUGAGGAAUUUGUACGUAUGAUGGGUGGACCUCCGCCAAAGACAAUACUUACAGACCAGUGCAGGGCGAUGGAGGUAGCAAUCAAGAAGAUAUAUCCUGACACGGUGCAUCGUUGGUGCAAAUGGCACGUUCUGAAGAAAGCGAAGGAGACACUAGGGCCCUUGUACACGAAGAAGAGUGAUUUUCAAGCUGAAUUCCACAAAGUUGUUAACCAUAUGCUGACGGAGGAGGAAUUUGAAACAGCGUGGGAGGCGCUGCUAGAUAAGUACAGCUUGAGGAGCCAUAGCUACAUGACCCAAAUAUAUGAGACUAGGCGGAAGUGGGAAAAACCUUAUUUCAGAGGAGUGUUCUGCGCAAAAAUGACAAGCACGCAAAGGAGUGAGAGUGCAAACCACAUGUUGAAGUCUUACAUGCCACCAGCAAGCCCAAUGCACGUGUUUGUCAGGCAAUACAUGAAGCUUCAGUUUGACCGCGAGCGCGACGAAAGCUACGAGGAAAAGAGGACAAUGAUAGGCGGUGCGGUGAGGCGGACUAAUCUCGCAAUAGAGCGACAUGCCAGCAAGGUGUACACCAGGAACAUGUUUGAGGAGUUCGGUCGUUUACUAAUGGAAGGAACUGCAUACAAUGUUACAGAGGUGGAAAGGAUGAGGAAAUACAGGACCACUCACAAUAAUGGAGCAAAAAGGGAAAAGUGGAGUAGGGUCGAGUACGAGGUGACCAUCAGCGAAGACAGGUCGAUAUUCAAUUGCGAGUGCGGGCAAUUUGAACACACAGGGAUGCUUUGCAGCCAUGUGUUGAGGGUUACGGAAAUUCUUCACCUUGAAGACAUUCCAAAACACCAUAUCCUAAAACGUUGGACCAGGGAUGCAAGGGAUAUACUCCCCGAUCACCUGGUGCAAUACCAAAAAGACAAUUCACAAAAUUUGUCAUUUACGUUUAGGCAUGCGACGCUGUACUUCAAAGCCAUGGAAGUUGUGAGGAUGGGGGACGCAAGCGCUGCAUGCUAUGAACACGUCAAUGCCAACCUGGAUUUGCUGCUUCAGAGUGCGGCGCCUCUAGCAGAGAAAAGGGAUGGCCUCGCUUUUGAGGACCGUGUGAUUUCAAAUGAAGAUGCCAGGCACUCUGCCAAUGGCGGCAACUCAUUAGCUAGUCUACAUGGUGAUCACUGCCAAAGUGCUACUAAUUCUGUCAGCACGAAUGCGUUACAGAGCCUCGCAGCACCGGAGAAAAGGAAGGGUCCAGGCAGGCCGACGAACAGCAGAGACAAGGCGCCAUAUGAAGGGCUUAGUAAGAGAACCCGGUUCUGCAGCCUGUGUCGGCGGGGAGGUCAUAAACGGACCACAUGCCCAGAUAGGGGUGAUGAGCCAAAGAAGCCGAGAAAACCAGGCAAAUGCAAAAACUGUGGUUUGGAAGGGCAUCGGCGUACUACAUGCAAAAGGCCGAUUGGGUUUGCUGAUAACUGAUGUAGUUGUUCCAUUUUACCAAACAUGAAUGUUUUUCCCUGGGAGGGUGUAUGAGUUGGUUUUAUGUUGUACGAUGUUAUCUGCUAGCUGCAUGCUAGUACUGCUAAGUUUUAUGCUUGUA
Messenger RNA from Triticum aestivum (bread wheat), 2991 nucleotides. RefSeq names its product protein FAR1-RELATED SEQUENCE 7. Gene Ontology annotation, molecular function: zinc ion binding. Lineage: Eukaryota; Viridiplantae; Streptophyta; Magnoliopsida; Poales; Poaceae. The record is from RefSeq and is a predicted model, not a curated record. The transcript is spliced from 7 exons. Gene Ontology annotation, biological process: regulation of DNA-templated transcription. Bases 207 to 2870 code for a protein of 887 amino acids.